AUGGCUGCAACUGUCUUCGUUUCUGGUGCUUCUGGAUUUAUUGCUCAACAUGUUAUCAAGCAAUUGCUUGAAAAGGGGUAUAGUGUCGUUGGGUCUGUCAGAUCUGAAUCAAAAGGUGAAAAUUUGAAGAAGAAUUUUGAUACAGACGAGUUGAGCUACGAAGUGGUAGAAGAUUUGGAAACUGUUGGUGCUUUUGAUAGUGCCUUGAAGAAGCAUCCUGAUGUCACUAUUUUCAUUCAUACAGCUUCUCCAGUUGCCUUUCAAGUCAAUGAUAAUGAAAAGGAUAUCAUUAUUCCAGCUAUUAACGGAACUGUCAACGUAUUACAGGCAAUUAAAACAUCUGCUCCAAAAGUUAAAAAGGUCAUCAUUACUUCUUCCAUCGUUACCCAAUUGCAGAUAGACGAUCUCUCUCAGACUGCAACAGAGGAUACAUGGAGUAAUAUUUCAUAUGAUCGGGCUAAGGAAGAUGGAUAUGCUGCUUACUUCGGUUCUAAGGCUUUUGCUGAAAAGGCAGGAAUUGAAUUUGUUAAAUCUGAAAAGCCAAAUUUCACUCUUUCCACAAUUCACCCGGUGUAUGUGUUCGGACCCCAAGUAUUUGAUCUGGAAGCAAAAGGAAGCUUAAAUUUAUCGAAUACUUUUGUAAGUCGCUUGUUAGAAUUAAAAUCGGAAUCUGACUCCCAGGUUCCAAAUACUAGUGGUUCUUUUGUUGACGUUAGAGACGUUGCUGCUGCACAUAUUAUUGAAAUUGAAAAGCCAUCCAACGGAUUGAGAGUAAUCACUAGUAACGAUGUUUUCACUAGCCAAAAGUUGUUGAACAUAAUUAAUAAAAAUUUCCCUGACUUAAACCUUAUUAAAGGGGACACAAGCCCAAGUGCAGAAGAUACUAAAAGCAAUGUUGAUGACACUAAAUCUAGAGAAUACUUAGGAUUGGACUACAUUGGUCUUGAAGAAUCUGUCGUCCAAACAGUAAAGCAGUACCUUGUUGCCAACAAAUAG
This is a messenger RNA of Dujonia railenensis, 996 nucleotides long. NCBI's taxonomy places the organism in Eukaryota, Fungi, Ascomycota, Pichiomycetes, Serinales, Debaryomycetaceae. The record is from the annotation of a GenBank genome assembly.